This is a messenger RNA of Penicillium vulpinum, 630 nucleotides long. RefSeq names its product 5-formyltetrahydrofolate cyclo-ligase. Bases 1 to 630 code for a protein of 209 amino acids. Gene Ontology annotation, cellular component: mitochondrion. Gene Ontology annotation, molecular function: 5-formyltetrahydrofolate cyclo-ligase activity. The record is from RefSeq and is a predicted model, not a curated record. NCBI's taxonomy places the organism in Eukaryota, Fungi, Ascomycota, Eurotiomycetes, Eurotiales, Aspergillaceae. The transcript has 3 exons. Gene Ontology annotation, biological process: folic acid-containing compound biosynthetic process; tetrahydrofolate interconversion.
AUGGCGUUCCAGGCUGCGAAACGCGACCUCCGAAAGAGGAUGCGCUCAACUCUGCAAAAUCUAUCUGCAACCUCAAUAAGUCAACAAUCCAGCGCGGCAACAACCAAGUUCUUGACACUGCCCGAAUACCAAAAUGCCAAAAACAUCGCCAUAUACCUAUCUAUGCCAAGCGGGGAACUCUCGACAACUGGAAUCGUAAAGGAUGCUCUACAGCGUGGGAAGAAUGUUUUCAUCCCGUAUAUUCAUACCCAGGACAAAACAUCCGUUAUGGACAUGUUCGCUCUCGGAUCCAUGUCCGAGUUCGAGUCAUUACAGCCAGACAACUGGGGAAUACCAUCCCUACUAUCUACGCAGAUCGAAGGUCGACCAAAUGGAUUGACACAGGGAUUAGAUCUGAUUGUCAUGCCGGGCAUGGCCUUUGACCAUGGAUUCCGACGACUUGGUCAUGGCAAAGGGUAUUAUGAUCAUUUUCUAACGCGAUAUUCAACAUCGACCCGCAAGAUGCCAUUCCUUGUUGCCCUUUCUCUCCAAGACCAGUUGCUAUCCGAGGAUAUCCCCGUGGUAGAGCAUGACUGGUUGGUUGAUGCGAUCGUGGUUGGUGAUAGUGAAUAUUUGGACCGCAGGGUGUAA